AUGAAGGCCAGAGCCUGUCUGCCCUUGGGCGGCGCAAGCUCCCCGAAUCUAUCGCUCUUCAAGAGGAUUGGCAGCUACGUGCCAGGGAGGGCGUACUUCACGACAAGGCCCUCGGCGUCAGCUGUGUCGUCUGCAUCGAACGGCGGCGUGCCCUACUCGCGGCUCACGAUCGGCGUGCCGAAAGAGAUACAUCACACCGAGCGACGUGUAGCGAUUAGCCCUGCCAAUGCGCGACUGCUCACGAAGCAGGGCUUCAAGGUAGUCAUAGAAGACAACGCAGGCUUCAACGCGAAGUUCCUCAAUGAGGAGUACGUCGCCAAUGGCGCUGAGAUUGCGGCCAAUUCGACCGAGACCCUCGCUGCGGCCGACAUCGUGCUGAAAGUGAGGCCACCGCUGGAGAACAAGGAACUCGGGAGGCAUGAGGUGGAGAUGCUGAAGGAUCGAUCGACCCUCAUCUCAUUCCUGUGGCCCGCCCAGAACCGAGAUCUCGUCGAUCGCAUGGUGGCGCAGAAUAAGGGACUCAACGUCUUCGCGAUGGACGCCAUACCUCGCAUCUCGCGCGCCCAGACCUUCGACGCUCUCUCCUCCAUGGCCAACAUCGCAGGAUACAAAUCCGUUGUACUUGCUGCGAACCAUUUCGGUCGAUACUUCACUGGCCAGAUAACUGCCGCAGGAAAGGUACCACCUGCAAAGGUGCUGGUGAUCGGCGCGGGCGUAGCUGGCCUGUCUGCAGUUGCCACAGCCAGGAGCAUGGGCGCGAUUGUGCGAGCAUUCGACACGAGACCGGCUGCUAGAGAACAGGUGCAAUCGUUGGGUGCCGAGUUUCUGGAGGUGCUUAUCAAGGAAGAGGGGGAAGGAGGCGGCGGGUAUGCCAAAGAGAUGUCGAAGGAGUUCAUCGAAGCAGAGAUGGCCCUGUUCGCCAAGCAGCUCAAGGAAGUUGAUAUCGUCAUCACUACGGCUCUCAUUCCAGGCAAGCCAGCUCCAAGGCUGAUCACCAAGGCGAUGGUGGACGCGAUGAAACCGGGCUCCGUUCUAGUUGACUUAGCCGCAGAAACGGGAGGCAACAUUGAAGUGACCAGGCCAGGAGAGAUCUACACUUACAAGGUCAGUUCUUGCUUCACUCUCCGCAUGUACAUGCAUGAAUGCGCUAAUCAUCAAGUGCUCCAGGACAUAACUUGCAUCGGCCUCACCGAUCUGCCCAGCCAGCUGCCCACGCAAUCGUCAACUCUCUACUCGAACAACAUCACAAAGUUCUUGCUCUCUCUGACGCCCGCCGAUGGGACAAAGAACGCUUUCGGGAUCAAUCUCGAGGACGAGCUACUCACUGACCUAUCCUCUGCCUCCGUCCAUGAAGCCAUGGCCGCGGCAGCAGACCAAGCUGUUAAGGAGCUAAAGAAGGAAGAGCUAGUGCAGGAUCCGUACAAGGCCGCACUCAAGAACAUCACUAUGACAUCGGCCGCCUUCACUGCUGCGCUAGCGCUGGGCACCUUUUCGCCGCCGGGCUUUGACACUGCCCUGACGACGUUUGCACUGGCUUCGAUUGUGGGCUAUCAGGUCGUCUGGGGAGUGACCCCGGCUCUCCACUCGCCUUUGAUGUCGGUCACCAACGCCGUGUCUGGCGUUGUGGGCAUUGGUGGAUUGCAUCUCAUGGGCGGAGGCUACUUGCCCGACGACAUGCCCAGCCUUCUAGCCGCCAGCGCCGUGUACAUGUCCGCCGUCAACGUAUUCGGCGGAUUCAAGGUCACUGGUAGGAUGCUGGACAUGUUCAAGAGGGAGGGCGACCCCAAGGACUACGGCUACUUGUAUACUAUCCCCACCGGCCUCUUCAUUGGCGGAGCUCUCGCGGCGCAGUCAAUCUACGGACCCCAGUCCCUCCACUCUCUUGCCGGCCUCGUCUCCGCCGGUUCCUGCAUCGGCGCCCUUGCGUGCUUGUCCAACCAAAAGACUGCCAGGUUGGGCAACACCCUUGGCCAAGUUGGUGUGGCCAUUGGCGUAGCAGCCACGCUGAGCCACAUUGCGCCAUCGCCUGAAGUGCUUGCCCAGAUGGCGCUCAUCUCUGGUCUCGGCGGUGCCACGGGCUUGGCCAUCUCGAAGAAGGUCGCCAUUACCGACUUGCCUCAGCUGGUGGCUGGCUUCCACAGUUUGGUCGGUCUGGCGGCUGUGGCUGUCUCGGUGGCGCAGUACAUGCUGGACUACGACACCUUUGCCAUGGACCCCAUGGGCAACGUAGAGAAGGGGGCCAUCUUCCUGGGCACCUUUAUCGGCGGCGUGACCUUCACGGGCUCGCUCACUGCCUUUGCUAAGCUCCAGGGUCUUCUCAACUCCAAGCCGCUGCAGCUUCCCGGGCGCAACGUGCUCAACGCCGGCCUUGCCCUCUCGAAUGUGGGCGCGUUUGCUGGAUUCAUGUCUACUGCCGACCCGAUUGCCGGUCUGGGCUAUCUGGCCUACUCAACUAUUUCGUCGUUUGCGUUGGGAGCCCACGCCACCGCUUCCAUUGGAGGCGCCGACAUGCCCGUCGUCAUCACCGUGCUCAACAGCUACAGCGGCUGGGCCUUGUGCGCUGAAGGCUUCAUGAUGGGCAACGACUUGUUGACCAUUGUGGGCGCGCUGGUCGGUUCGUCGGGCGCCAUCCUGUCGUACAUCAUGUGCAAGGCCAUGAACAGGCCCCUGCUGUCCGUCAUCUUUGGCGGCUACGGCAUCAGCACCGCUCCGCAGACACAGCUCUCUGGCACGGUGCAGGAGUGCAACGUUGACGAGGCGGUGGAAAUGCUCACCAACGCCAAGAGCGUCAUCAUCACUCCCGGUUACGGCAUGGCCGUGGCCAAGGCCCAGUACGCCAUUGCUGAAAUCACCAAGCUGCUGCGGGAGAACAACGUCAACGUCCGCUUCGGCAUCCACCCCGUCGCUGGCCGCAUGCCUGGCCAACUCAACGUGCUCCUGGCCGAGGCCUCCAUUCCCUACGACAUCGUGCACGAGAUGGAGGAGAUCAACGAAGACUUCCCCAAGACGGAUCUGGCUCUGGUGAUCGGUGCCAAUGACACCGUCAACUCGGCGGCCGAGGAGGACCCCAACUCCCUCAUCGCCGGUAUGCCCGUGCUUCAAGUGUGGAAGGCCAAGAACGUCAUCGUCAUGAAGAGGUCACUCGCCGGUGGCUACGCGGACGUGCCCAACCCGGUGUUCUACAAGCCCAACACGUCGAUGCUCUUCGGUGACGCCAAGAAGACGUGUGACGCUCUUCUCGCCAAGAUCGCCCUCCACUACAACGUCGACCGCGAGUAA
Messenger RNA from Acanthamoeba castellanii str. Neff, 3279 nucleotides. Its product is annotated as nicotinamide nucleotide transhydrogenase, putative. Gene Ontology annotation, cellular component: mitochondrial inner membrane. The coding region runs from base 1 to 3279 and encodes 1092 amino acids. The record is from RefSeq and is a predicted model, not a curated record. The transcript is spliced from 21 exons. Gene Ontology annotation, molecular function: NADP binding; NAD binding. Gene Ontology annotation, biological process: proton transmembrane transport; NADPH regeneration. Lineage: Eukaryota; Discosea; Longamoebia; Acanthamoebidae.